GCGAUCAGAAGAUUUGCUGGUAGAUGUGCAGCCUGAGCUGGUGCGAGGAGUGCCCAUGAGCAACAUCUUAAGACGCUUUGGGGUAGAAUGGAGACGGGGAAGCGAGCCAGGAUCCUUGUCGUGGAGGGCGGAACUUUCCAAGCAGACGCAGCGCUACAGUUUUUUCUUCAGUCAUGAUUGGGAAACAUCGGGGUGGACGAAAUACCUGUCACUGGUGAUUUACUUCAACAGCCGUGCAGCCGCAACAGCAACCUGCAUCAUGAGCCUGGCACUAGGUGUCCUCGGUGCGUGGACACCAGAUAUGCCGGAUGGAUGGAUUCUACCCAGGACUGCUUGGUGGACAGUGCUUGGGCAUGUGGUCGGAAUGAGUUUCCUGCUCUUCUGGCAACACCUGCGUGAACUUUUCUGGGGGAUCCGCUUUGGCUUUCUGGAUCGUUUGUGUAUACCUCAAGAUGACCCAGAGAAGAAAACCGAAUGCAUUUAUGCCCUGGCCUCCUUCCUGGACAAAGCCGACGAUCUCAUCGUGCUGUGGUCUCCGAGAUACUGUCGCCGAUUGUGGUGCAUGUACGAGAUUGCCUGCUUCCUGAUUAAGCGCAAGGACGCGAAUCGAAUCAAGUUCCUGCCCGUGCAAAUUUCCGUCAUAUGGAUCCUGACUUACUUUGCUGUGUCAACGACUUGGCUGUCCUUCCUGCUGGUCCAAAGGUUCGGGAACGAGCUCUUCGACUGGCACGAAACUAGCGGGAAGAUCAAUGUUGGGGCAAUGAUUGCAGUUCAGGUUGGGAUCCUGUAUCCGCCCCUGUUUUAUCUCCUGAACCAGAUGCUGUUCGACAUGGCCCAGUUGCCCGAACAGCUGCGAAGCUUCAAUAUCGAGACAGCCGAAUGCCUUUGCUGCUCUACGAAUCAUCGGCAAUCUGUGACUGGAGAGCAGAUCCAAUGUGACCGUGAGCUCAUCUAUGGCGUAUUGCAGUUGUGGUCUUUCGGCACUACUGUGUUGGAGGAAGGGAGUGAGCGGCGUAUCCAGGGUGUCUUCAAGAGCCACUUGGACAAGCACUUGCGAGAAUCAGUUGAGCAGGCCUUUACACACAGUGGGAUUCUCAUGCGCCCGUUGAUGUCCGCCGCUGCGAUCGGUUCCCUCCCCUUUUUGUGCGACUUCAUUGGCAAGGAGGGUGCCAGAGCCGUGCAAGUCUGGCCGCGUCCGAAUCCGAUCAACAACUUUGGCCUCGCUGUCUACAUGUUGUUUUGCAUGCCGAUCUUCCUGCGCAGUCUUCUGAUGCUAGGCAAAGCCAGCACUUCGUGGUGGAAUCGGUCUUGGUUCAGGUGCAUCUUUAUCGCUUGCCAAGCGAUGUCCUUGCUCCUCAUGAGCUUGCUUUUCAUCGUGGGCUAUCUUGUCUGCAUCGCAAUUAGCAGGGAAAAUUGGACGAGCAUGACAUCGCCCAUGGAUCCCCUGCCCAUGUACUUGCUCAGCUUGGUUGUCCUUUGCAGUGUGGCCGUCGGUCUUCGUCAUCUAUGCUCCUGCCGGAAGUCAGUCCUGAUCGGAGGCGCACCUUCUAAAGGGCGGAAGAAAGCUGCAUCACCCCAGGUGACAUUGGAGAUGUCUGAUGUCAAAGGCGAGAAUGUGGGGGAAGUGACGGCCACGUCCGAUGUGUCGGAAGAGUCAACUUUCGAAAUUUGA
Symbiodinium sp. CCMP2456 is the source of this 1672-nucleotide messenger RNA. The record is from the annotation of a GenBank genome assembly. NCBI's taxonomy places the organism in Eukaryota, Dinophyceae, Suessiales, Symbiodiniaceae.